Molecule: messenger RNA, 4596 nt
Organism: Dujonia railenensis
Lineage: Eukaryota; Fungi; Ascomycota; Pichiomycetes; Serinales; Debaryomycetaceae
Source: the annotation of a GenBank genome assembly
AUGUCAAGUACUGAUGGUGUAGAACUAUCACAGAAAAAAAUUCAAAUUGGGAGGUUAGCUGACCUCUCAAAACCAGAAUUAGCGAAGAGAGAUAUAUUUGGUAGGACGAUACUACACUUGCUUGUUCUAACAAACAGAUACGAUCUCUUGAAGCGUCUAUUUAAGAACCCAGACUUCAAGUCCAUAUUAUCAGCUACUGACUACGAAAAUGGUUGGAACUGCAUGCAUUACAUGAUCUUUCAUAAAAAGCUCUCAAGCUUUAAGGCGCUUAUGGAGUACUUUAAGGCCCUACAGAAUAAUACCCAGUUGCACGAGUUGUUAAGGUGCAAGGAUAGGAGCAGAAUGACUCCAAUGCAAUUAUUAGAUAAUGAUUUUAAGGAUUUAAUGUGGGUGCCCGAAUACAUAAAUGAAAAAAACGAAUAUCAUUUACAGUACAGAUUUGCCAAUGAUUCGAUGACCACCGAUGGGGCCCCAACAAGACCUAGCCGGGCAUCUAUAAGAAGCAUCAAUGAUUGGUGGGAUCCUUCAAGAGGGGGAUCUGACAUCUUCGUUUAUGGUUCUAAUAAGAAUAACAACCUUGGGUUAGGAGACUCUAAUGACAGAGCAAUACCUUCAAAAGUUCCGAGUGACUCGUUCAUACAACAGGAUCUUCAAGGCGAUGACUUUGUUCAAGAAUUGCUAAGCAAACAAAGAUAUAACAAUGUCAUAAUAUCAAAGUACCACUCUCUUAUAGUGACUCAGUUUGGUGAAGUGUACUCUAGUGGCUUGGGAACCAGAGGUAGGUUGGGCCAUGGGGUCAACAAUUGCUAUAAGUUCAAAAAGGUUCUCUUUGAUGAAGAUGACGAGAUUCAAGUGGUGGCAGUAGCUUCAUCAAAUAACCAUACCAUUGCUCUUUCUCAUCAGAAUGAGAUAUAUGGAUGGGGAUUGAAUAGUUACAACCAACUAGGCUUCACAACGUUGACAUCGGCUACAUCUACUUCAAAUUCAAUAGGCUCUCUGUCCAGUAAGAAGUCUUUAGGAUUCACCGAAUUCUGCGAACCCUUACCGAGAAGAAUUUUGAAUGGAGAAUUAAAAAAGGCAACUACAUCUUUCAAAGGAGUAAUUGUCUCGAAGAUUCAUUCACUUGUAUAUACAAAAAACGAAAUAUUUUCCUGGGGACUCUGCAUUGGACAAAUGGGAAUUACGGCGGAUUCGACUUCAAUCCCAGGAGAACAAAAGAUUAAUGGCGUAAUGCACAAGGGAUACGUCCAGGAGACUCCCAAAAGAUUAACCAUGAGAGAUGAUAUUAAACUCAUCUCUACAUCUGAAACAUGCAUGUGUGUGGUGACUGUUGACAACGAUAUUCAUAUAUACUACCAACACCAACAUAUUAAGCUACCAAAGAUAUCGCAAAGCAACUAUAAUAACAACAGCCAAUUCCACUUAUUCAAACCGACUAUUCUAACGAAACCUGUUACAAUUAAGAAAGUAUGUGUUAAGAAUAAUGAAUUAGUAGUUUUCUUACUAGAUAAUGGGGAUAUCGUUAAGUUAGAGGAUUUUAAGAACCCAAGAUAUGUCAAGAUUUGGAAAGCUCACAAUUAUGAUAUGAUUGUAAUGGAUUUUGACUUAUCAAGCAUUGGAAAUAUCAUAUUAUGUACUAGAAAUGGGUCUGUUUUUGUAAAAAGAGGUUCCAACUAUACAACGGAUGGAAGUAGCAGCACUAAUCUGGGCCACAAUUCCGGAGGAAUUGUUGUGAAUGCCCGUAAGAAUUCUAUGAGUGAAUCUUCUUUAAGCACUCCAAUAGUAGGAAGUGGUGUUAAUAAAUUCAGGCAAAUAGAUCACUUGGGGAAGAUUGUAAAAGUUUCCUGUGAUGAUGAGUUUGUUUCAUUCGGCUUCAUUAGAGAUGAAAUUGACUCAAUACCUCAAAAAUUGCAUAAAAAUACAUUUUUCAACGACUUAAUGUUUCUUGAAGGCAUACAAGAGCAUAAUUUGUAUAGAAAACAGGACGAGCUUUUCAUUGCAGAUGGACCAGGCAAUUCAUAUGUUAAGGAUUUCUUGUACACCGUAAGAAAGAAAAAUACCAGGGAAAGACAGAGAUCAUUGGUAAAUAAAUAUAGGAUUGAUGAAGCUGACGACGAGGAUGAUGAAGAAGAGACUGUGCAGAAAACUGCUAAAGCUGAAGGUUAUACAGACAUAUUCUUUCAGAAACACAAGGAAAGAUUUUCUACUAAGCAUAAGAAAAUAAACAUGAUUGAUACAUUUCAAAACGUUUCUAAACUUGAAAGGCAACGGAUGUUUGAAGACUUGAAAUAUUCCACUGAAGAAGACUUGCUUACUAGGCUCGAUGAUGAAAAUAGUAAAGGCUUUGACUCUUUCAUAAAUUUAGCUGGAAAUGGAUAUGAUCCAUCCGUAAAGAUUGGAUUUCAUAAAUUUAUAUUUCUGGAAAGAUCUAAAUUUUGUAAGGAAUUGUUCCAGCCUAAACAUGCUGAUGAAUAUUUCAAGGUCAAUGACAUUACAGGUAGAUUUGACGCUCUGACUAAUGAGCUUAUUUUCAAUAAUCACAUCAACUUAAAAUCAAUUAUCAUACUAAUUCAUCUUUUGUAUACGAAUGAUGUAUUAAAUAUUUGGGACGACUAUCCGAUAGGUAUACAUUGUCCCAGGGACAUAAAGGAGAUCAAAACAGAUUUUGACAAGUUGGUUACGAUAUUGAAAUUGUCUCAGGCUUAUGGAAAAUUGUGUAACGCUGAGACGUACUUGAAGAGUUUAAGCCAAUCAAUCAACUGGAAUGAUAUGGGGCAAAAAUCGAAAGCAGACUCUUAUGAUGUCCUUGUCAAACUCAAAGAUGGCUCAAUUUGGUGUCAUUCGUCCAUGCUCAUUGCAAGAUCUGCGUAUUUUGAAACUGUACUCUCUAAUCGUUGGGAUACUAGUUGCGAUAGAAUUAUUAAUUUUGAUUCUAUCUUGAAGAAUCAAUUCGAGGUAGUAUUAAAAUACAUCUAUGGGUACGAUGAAACUAAAAUCUUCGAAGGAUCUCUUGGUCAGCUGGAAUACAGUUCAGAUGAAUUCAUUAACAAUUUACUUGAUCUUAUUGAAAUUGCUGAUGAACUACUAUUGUUUGAAUUGAAACUGUUGUGUGAAUUAGCGAUCAAGGAUCUCAUUAAUAUGGAUAACGUCUUGAUCCUUUUACAACAUGCAGACUUCCUAUCAGCAAAGAAAUUGUUUAUGAAUUGUGCCUGGAUUCUAUAUAAUAAUCUUGAGCUUUUGAUGUUUAACCAAUAUUUCAGGGAAUUGCCAUUAGAACUCUUAAAAAAAGUUGAAGUGCAAAUUAAUUUUAUUUCCAAUUGUAAAAGACAAGAUUUUGUGUCCUAUGGGGAUGGUAUAAUAUCACUUGAAGGAGAGGUAAAUACAAAAUUACUUGACGAUUGGUUCGAAAGAAAUUCUUCUCAAUUGGUAGCGGCAUUUCUCAAUGAUACGGAUGAUUUUAAUGAAAACUUUGUUCAAAAAAUAGGUAGGAAAAAGUUUGAACCAUUGUUUGAUAUAAGGAAAGAUAGCUCAAAGAAGAAGUCAAGAUCUGUAUCCAUAGAAAAAUCGAGAACACCUUCCAUAUCUGAUACGAACGAUAGAAGUUCCUCUUUUAGUGGAGCUAAUACCGAGCUUCAAUCAGGAUUGGCCACCUUUAGAAAUGGGUCAAUUGGAAGUCGACUGAGCAUUAAUAAUUCUGCAAUUGAUGAUGAUGCUGAAGAGUUUGAGCAAGUAUCAAACAGUAGAAGAAGAAAGUCUAGCACUCCCUUUGUUGCUGCUCCUACAUCUAUGCUGCAGGCGAAAUCAUUACCUGAUCCUAUCAAUGCUGGUAUGAGCUUGGUGGGGAACUCUCUUUCCAGGAAUUCAUUUUCUUCAGAGAGAAAGCCUUCUUUGCCAGGGUUAAGUCCUCAUUCAAAUUGGGCAAAUCCGGCUACUGGUAAUCUCAAAGAUCAACCUAUACUUGGUAUUGAAUCCGAGAAGAAAACUAAAUUAAAAGUUGCUCUGGUUCCAAGGUUAUCUCAGAAGGAGAGAAAGAAAAAAGCAUUGCAAAUCAAUGAUCUGCAACCAAGUCCCAUCAGCAGCAGUUCCUCCACUCUCCCUCCUUGGGCGAUUCCCUCAAGCAGUACUACCUCCAAAUCACCUACCCCAUCACCGAGUUCUUCAUUAUCAUCUUCAUAUACAUCGGCCAGCAACUGGGCAAAUUCAACUUCAAAUACUGUUCUUCCAGUACUUGGAUCUGGUGGUAGCAAGACAUUCCAGAAGCAAAAGAUGAAAAAGAAUCAGCCAAGGCAGGUCAAAUCAUCUUCACCCUCACCUCCUCCCGUCUCUCAAAUAUCACCUUCCUCAUCGUAUUUGUCAUCCAGCGUACCCCCAGGUCCGACCUUAGCAGAAAUUAUGAUUCAAGAGGCAUUGAAAAUUGAAGAGCAACAAAUUCGAGACAAAGAAAGGAAAUCUUUGCAAGAAAUUCAACAAGAGCAAGAAUUUGAUAAGUGGUGGAGUGAAGAGACAGCCAAAUUCCAAAAACUUGCAAUAUCCACCUCACAAACCACGAACAGCAACAAGAAGAAGUCUAAAAAGAGGUACAAUUCGAUCAAUUAG